GCAUCAUUGGGGUACACUGGUACAGGCUUGUUGUACAAAUCAUAGAUAUACACAUAUUGUUGGUUCAACCUAUGCAGAUUGGGCUGGUUUUCUUUGGAAUAGAAGGCCUAAUGUAUUCAGAUUUUGUAUCCUUUGUUGGAAAUCUUGUAGUUUGUAGUUGCACGAUCAAGCGUGGAGGCAGAACAUCAAGCAAUGACACGUAGAACCUGUGAUCUACUUUGGGUUAACCACUUCCUCACAAAAGUUAUUGCAAGUUUGGUUAUAUGAAGUGAAUUUGUCAUAAUCAAGAAGCCUUGCAAAUGGCAUCCUAUCUCACGGACAAAAAUAUUUAAGUUGAUUGUUACUUUAUACGAGAAAGGGUCACAUCCACCUCGCAUUGGCCGACCCCCUAUAGGAGGGUUUUAGUGUCUCCAUUAUUGCAGCUUCAUUUUCUGUUUUGCUCAAGUCUGCUAACAACUUGUUAAGAACACAUGAACAUGAUCUUGUCCUGGGACGUGUUUGAGAGAGAGUUGUCUGAAUAAAAUGAAACAAUUUUUAUUGUUAAAUUCGUCAGUGUACAGCCUUGUCAAGACACAAAACUAAUUAUCCAAAACGUAAUUUAUUCCAUAAUGAAAACCCCCUCAUGUAGACGCCACCAGAGUCCGUAAGGAUAGGAAAUAAGAUCUGCAAAGCUAGUACAACUCAAAAACGAAAGACUAACUAAACUAGAAUUAAUGAAUAUAAUAAUGACAAUAAUAGGAAAAAAUAACUGUCUCCGAGUCUAAUCCCUUUAAGAUAUUUAAUAGGACACAAUCAUUCUCUGCAUGUCCAGACACUUCCGGUUCUUGGCUGCUCGGCUAUUUGGCCUAUUUGGUGUAGGCUAUAAGUGGUCCCCAAAAGGAGUCCACAGCUUGAUGCUGAUGAGCUAACCCAUUCUACCAGUGGCUGGAUAGGGAUACUAACUAAACUAGCAGGCCACAAGUGCCUGUACAGGGCUGCUCUUCUUCUGGUUUCUGGGCUGGACUAUCGUUUGGGUCAAUCAGCCUAACGCCAAUCCAAUAAAUAUAACUCUUUCAUGUUGGGGUAAAUAGUGCUUGGACCUAUAUCCCAACAAUAACAAUAAGGAAUAAGGAAAAUGAUAACAGUGGUCCUUACUCCUUCGAGGGUAUAGUUGAGAAUCAAUGAGACCUUAGUUUUUAUGCCAUUUCCAAGAAACAAUCAACUUUUUACUACAUAAUACUUAAUGGGCUAAUUUGAUAAACUGUUUGUUUUUGACACGCUAAAGUAAAAAGCGUUUACACUAUGAUUUAGUUAGCUGAUGAAUUAGUUGUUGUUGGAAUGCUGAUCGUCAUCAUCAUCAUUGCCCAGUGCCGCAAAGGCUCCCACCAACGGUGGGAUAAGGGGUAGGGGUGGACUCGGGCCGGUUCGGGCCUGGGCCCGGCCGGACCUCGGUUCAGGAAAGGGGAGGCCCGUAACCGGCCCGGGUAACCCCCUGGUCCGGGCCGGGCCGGGCCGGGCCUCGGUUCAAUUUUUUUUUUUUUUGCCUUUUCCUAAUUAACCCCUACCCCCCCCCCCCCUCACCCCCAAACCAUCCCAAACCAUCUCAAAUGACCCAAAAUACCCAACCCAAAAACUUAAAAAAAAAUCAAAAAAAAAAAAAGAAAAAUAAAUAAAAUGGCCCGGACCGGGCCCGGACCGGCCGGGCCGGUUCACGUUUUGAGGGGCCCGAGCCCGGACCGGAACCCCAGCGGGUCGGGCCUACCCAAACCAGUCACUGACCGGGCCACCGGGCCGGGCCGGAACAGUGCCGGUUCGGGCCGGUUCCGAGUUGGGCCACCCGGCCCGAGUCUAGCCCUAGUAAGGGGGGGUCGGAUGUACGCAGCCUUACCCCUGUACUGAAGCACAGAGAGACUGUUUCCGGAUGACCCAUAGUGAAAAACGCGGUCGAAAAUAACAUGGACUAACUGCCGCUUCAUCAUAAAACAGAAGCACAGACACUUUAAUGAGACAUUUUGCUUUAUUCCAUUAUAUUACCAAGCCAAAAAAAAUAAUGAGUCUUUGGCUCCAUUGCAAAUGAUGGAAAUGUUGUUGGAAUGCUGAUCUCAUUUCAUUUUCAUUUUCAUUUACCCCAGUGCCGCAAAGGCUCCCACCUACGGUGGGGUAAGGGGGGGUCGGAUGUACGCAGUCUUACCUCUGUACUAAAGCACAGAGAGACUGUUUCCGGAUGACCCAUAGUGAAAAUCGAGUCCAAAAUUGCAUGGACUGACUACUGCUUCAUAACAAAGAAGCGCAGACAGUUUAGUGAGUCAUUUUGCUUUAUUCCAUCAUAUUUUCAAGCCAAAAAGUAAUGAAUCUUUGGCUCCAUUGCAAAUGAUGGAAAGUUGUUGGAAUGCUGAUAUUAAAACAUAUUCCACCACUUAAAUCCAUAUAUAAAUCUUAAAUAUGAAUAACAUGGUUGCAACAACAACAAUAAUAACAAAGUGUAGGUUUUAACAAGCAAACAGAGUUUCCCAUGGAGGAAAGUGCAAGCACCUAGAUAUGAUUCAGAUUUAUUGCACACCGGAACAAAAAUUAGAUGUAUAUGCAAAAAAUAUAGCAAAAAAGCACCUCAGCUCUUUUUAUUAAGUGCAUUUGUUGUCAUCUCUUGGGGAAAUAUACAUUAUAUCCAUGCAUCCACAGGUUUUACAGUAAAUGUGACUUUUAAAAACACAUAGACAAUGGGUUUCAAGGACAGAUCAAUUAUGCUAAGUGUCCAAGCACCAUUUUAAAAUAAAAUCACAGCUAAGAGCAUUAACCACAGCUUAAGGGCAACAUGAAUUCAAUAAUAUGCAUGAAUAUGUUUGCUUAAGGGUGAAAUGUAAAGUACUAAAGUUCAUAUACAGAAGUCUGCUAUGGGAAAGGCAGACUUCCAAAUCAAGCAUCAAUGCAUCAUUGACAUGCAUAUGUAAGUUUAGAAACCCCAUAAUUGUUAAAUGGAGUAAUUAAUACUACGUGUAAUACAAGCUUAUGCCCAUAUUUUUAAAACUUGAAAGAGUAAUUUGUUAGCAAAUUAUUCAAUAAUUAGAGUCAAAAGUAGUAAAGCAUUAGUUUCCGAAUUAUAUAAAAUCAUUGACAUGUAUAUGUAAGUUUAGAAACCCUAUGAUUGUUAAAUGAAGUAAUUAAUAUAAUACAUGCUUAUGGCCAUGUGUUUGAAACUUGAAAGACUAAUUUGUUAAUAAAUGAUUCAAUAACUAGAGUCAAAAGUAGUAAAGCAUUAGUUCCCGAAUUAUACAAAAUCAUGUUAGCCAAAAUACUUACCCAAGACAUCAUAUGGCAUCAAAUAAAGAAUUAAUUCAACUUUUGGUCCUACGAGUUUUGUGUCAAUUCCACAUUUAGUCCACGUCUUUCACUUUGUCCACUUUUGGUACUUGACUAAUGUUUUUUAACCGUUUGUGGUUCUUUUCCGGCGAUUUUAACCAUCGGAAACAAUGCGGGAAGGACCAUAUAUGGGCGAAAACACAAUAGUCAUGGAUCAAAAGUGGACAAAGUGAAAGAUGUGAACUAAAUGUGGAAUUGACCUAAAACUCGUAGGAUCAAAAGUGGAAUUUAUUCUCAAAUAAAUGGACAUGCAAAAUACCACCAAAAGAAUAUAUAAUAUGUACGACAGUGAACUUACAAAUUCAACACUUCGAAAAGGGUCACAAGUUUGAUUAAAAUCAUUAAACCAACAUAAAAACAAAUUGAUCAUGAUAUCUAUCAAUAAUAACUUGCCGCGAGAAACCAGUAAUUAAAUAUUUAGAUGGAUUUGAAGAUGGUAAGAAUGUAAGGGUUAAUAUUCACAAUUGAAUUAGGAUAACCAAAAGAGUCGAAGGGUUCACAUUCACGUGAUUCGACAAUAUGAAUUUCUAUAUUAAGGCCUUGAUGCAUGAAUGACUCAUUACCCAAAAAUCGUAUCAAACAUGAAUAUUGCAACCGCAAUGAGUGCAAAAAAGCUUCACUUUUUCCUUAAUUAACUGUGUGGUUUGUACGCCGUGAAGAUGCGGAGAACCAAAGAUAGAAGGUUUCGUUACUUGUUUCAGACGUGCACUCAAGUUUUAAAUAAGAAAAUAAAGAACAGGUAGGGUGAGGGUGGGGAAGGCAAAAUUCACAAAAGCUAAGAGAACGGAAAGAUAAAAUGUUUGGUAGGGCAUAUGAGAAAUUGUGUGAAAAAGAGAUGUCGAUCGAUUAUUUCACAAAAUGCAUCAUAAAUAUAUUAUUUGCCGUUGUAACCUCAAACUCCAUUUGGAAAGAAAUUCUAGCACUCCAGCUAGCAAAGUGAUAACGUUACGGCAUCAUCCCUUGCAUGUACACCGUGUGUCUUUCACAUAGAACUUCAUUUUCAAUGAAACUCUCAAUAAACGACAACCAUCCACCGAAGCACAAUUCAUAUUGUUAUCUUCACCUUCACCGAAAUCUCUUAUAUAAAGCAGCCACAACGCUAAACACAAAUCGACCACCAAGUAAACUUACUCUCCAAUCUCAAUGCAUUCAUGCCCUGAGCUCUCUCUCUUUUAUCUGUAAUCCAAGUUAUAUCCUUGUUUCAUUAAUCACUUCAAGGUGUGAUAAUGAGAAAUAUAAUCUUCAAAGAGCAAGGGAAAGACAUUUACACCACUCCUUCACAGAGUCUUAAAUAUGUCUGGGAUUGUGUACGAGUUCCUAUUCUUGUGCCUCUUCUUAAAUUGGCAAUGUGUAUAUGCAUAUUGAUGUCGGUGAUGCUGUUUCUUGAAAGGGUGUAUAUGGCAAUUGUAAUUGCCUGCGUUAAAUGCUUAGGGAAAAAAAGGUACACCAAUUAUAAGCUCGAUGCCAUGAAAGAUGACCUUGAGCAGAACAAGAACUACCCAAUCGUGUUGGUCCAAAUUCCCAUGUUCAAUGAAAAGGAGGUAAUAACCAUUAUUAUUUUAUACUAGUGCACUUCACUUACAUAGAAUAUAAACCAUGCUUAUCUUUUUACUCUUUUAUUCUUCACAAGGUUUACAAGCUUUCAAUUGGAGCAGUAUGUGGGCUUACAUGGCCAUCAGAUAGGCUUAUUGUGCAAGUUCUUGAUGACUCUACUAACGAAUCCCUAAGGGUAUGUUUUUGUCUAUUUUAGAUGUUUUUUAGAGGAAGGGUCAAUUCUUAUUCCUUUAAAUCAUCAUCAUCAUUACCCCAGUGCCGCAAAGGCUCCCACAGUCCCACCUACGGUGGGGUAAGGAGGUCGGAUGUACACAGUCUUACCCCUGUACUAAAGCACAGAGACUGUUUCCGGGUGACCCAUAGUGAAGAUCGCGUCAAAAAUUGCAUGGACUGACGGCUGCUUUGUAACAAAGUAGCGCAGACAGUUUAGUGAACCAUUUUGCUUUACUCCAUCAUAUUCCCAAGCCCAAAAAAUAGUGGGUCUUUGGCUCCAUUGCAAAUGAUGGAAAUUUUUUAUUCCUUUCAAUAACUGAACUAUUUAUAAUUGUGGUAAUAAAUACUCCCUCCGUCCCGUUGGAAUGUUCCCGCUUUCCCUUUUUGGAUGUCCCAAAAAGAAGUUCCCAUUUCCCUAAAUGGAAAGUUAUCCUACAUCAAAACAGUGUCAAACAGUGCAAAACAGUGUCAAAACAGGGAAAAAAAAAAUUACCCCCUGGUAAGUUUAUUUCCUUAAUAUGUGUGUAGGUCAAACCGGGAACAUUCCAACGGGACGAAGGGAGUAUAUGAAUAUGACAUCAAACAAUAUGUUACCAUUUUAUUCUUUCAUUUGAAAGAAAAAAAUCUUGAAAUGAAAAAAAUUCAUUCUCUAUCCUCCCCUCCAAUACCUAACUCCCAAAUAUAAGUAAAAAACUUGAGAGUAUUCUCUGGACUAAAUAUUUCAUUAACUUCGGUAUCUAUCAAGGUCUCAUCAGUUUGUCUUUAAGAUAACGCUUUAAGCACCAAUAUGCAGAUAUCAGUCGAAGAAGAAUGUCAGAAGUGGAUUCAGAGAGGGGUUAAUGUUAAGUACGAGACAAGGAAGAAUAGGAAUGGUUACAAGGCUGGUGCUCUACGUGAAGGUCUAAAAAAGCAUUAUGUUGAUGACUGUGAGUUUGUUGCAAUCUUCGAUGCUGACUUUCAGCCUGAAAAUGACUUUCUUUGGAGGACAAUCCCUUAUCUCCUAGAAAACCCAGAAUUGGCACUGGUGCAAGCGAGAUGGAAAUUCGGUAAGGACAAAUCUACCAACAGAAGUUUUAAAACUAUAUCAAUAGCAAUGUCCGAUAUUGCAUUGUUGGGGCAGUUAGAACUCAUUGCGCAAUGAAGAGUUAGCUUAAGAUUAUAAUACAAAUUUAAAAAAUAAGGUAUUGUCCAUAAUAGGAGUAAAAUAUGGACCAAGUUCACAAAUAUGAGAAAUUAUGUUUUAUUCCAAAAAUAUGACUUGUUUAGUCCUAGUGAAAGAAUAAAAGCAAUUAAGGUUUCUUUUUUAGGAGUGGAUGGGUCAUGUUUUGAAGGGGGGGACAAUGGUGGUACUGUUACAGGAUACAUAUCAUGUUUUAGUCCUAUUUAGAGAAUAUCCUCAAAAAAUUACAAAUACUACUAUAAAUCUUAUUAAAUUAUAUACUAAUUCUUUAAAAUUCGAUAAAUUUCAUGGUGAUUAGUGAAAAGAAACAAUAAUGAGGACAUGAACCCAUACAAUAAGUUCAAGCAUCAUAUGAUAGAAAAUAUUUCAUACUCCAUUAAAGUUUAACAUUUACUAGACUGAGGAAUGAAAAAAUUGAGUCCUCAAUAUUUAGUGGUUUAGAAGGUUAAAAAGCAAUCAAAGCCACUAUAUUUCUUUCUUUGAUUUUUCCAUAACCUUCUGUGUUUUGACAUUGAAAUUCAGAACAUUAAUUACAUUAGUGUUUCAAGGAGCGUGCAAAAAGAUGACGGAGAACUGGAGCAAUAAUUAUAAGGCUAAAGGGUCAAAUAUGUACAUGAACUAACUUAAAGUGCUCAAUUAGACCCUUAUAUAGGAGGUUCUGCCCGGCCGUCGUCAAUUGGGGCAGUUCCUGGUUGAAUUUUUUGAUGAAAAUUUUUGAGCAUCUUUUUCAUUAAGUCUAGUUUACCCAUACCAAAUUUCAACUAAAAAUUAAAUCGGGAAGACACUCAAAUGAUUUUCCGAAAUGUACUGAGUUGUUUAACUGCGGAGUUAUUUUCAACAAAUCAUUUGACUGCCUUCCCGGUUGAAUUUUUAGUUGAGGUUUGGUAUGGGUAAACUAGACUUAAUGAAGAAGAUGCUCAAAAAAAUUCAUCAAAAAAUUCCACCAGGAACCGCCCCAAUUGGCGACGGCCGGGCAGAAUCUCCUAUAUAAGGGGCUAAUUGAACACUUUAAGUUAGUUCAUGUACCUAUUUGACCCUUUAGCCUAGUUAUAAUUAUUCUAUUAACAAUAGAUGCUUUAGAAGCCAUUGUUGAACAGGAUUAGUGACUUUAAGCAAUUCAUUAAUAUUAAUUCAUAUAGCUAACCAGAAAAUCUACAAUUAUUAACUACGAAAAAAAAAAAAUAGGAUAAAUACACCUUGCGAAUGAGAAGAGAGAGGAGUUCGCAUCAUGUUAAUGUGCGUGAUAUACUAACAUACACAAAAUCUAACACAUCAUUAACGCGAAUAAAUACAUAAAUAAAAACUCACCUUGUAGUCUUAGUCUUGUGGAUGAGAAGGGAUAAGAGAGAAUGAACAGUCAUAGAAGAAAGGCGAUCAUCGCAUAAGAGAAGUGAAGAGUCUGAGAAGUUGUAAAAAAGAUUAGGGUUUUUGAGUGGGCCAAUGCCCCAACACAAUAAGUAAACCCUGAAAACACAAUUGUGUGCCUCAUGGCGUAGGCAUGUGCUAAAAAGGGCAUAAGCCUCUACUCUGGGGGUCGCCUUAAUGCGUUUGGUCCAGAAAUUGCUGAAGCGCACCGCAAGAUGCAAAGGCAUUGUACAAUUACUAACACUGAUCAUGAGUCAGUGAGUCAAAGUUGAUGAGCAUUGAACAGUACAGUUGAUAAUCCAACUGUCAAUAAUUAACUUCGCCGUUUAUCUAUAUAUAUACUUCAAGUAAAAAUGCUAUAUGUGACCCACUAUAGUCUAGUUUAUAUGUGAUUGACCCUAGUGAAAUGUCAACAGUUAAUGCAGAUGAAUGUUUUAUGACCCGGCUUCAGGAGAUGUCACUAGACUACCACUUCACUGUUGAGCAAGAAGUGGGCUCCUCAACAUGCUCAUUUUUCGGGUUCAAUGGGACUGCUGGUGUUUGGAGAAUACAUGCAUUAAAUGAUGCCGGGGGAUGGAAAGAUCGAACAACCGUGGAGGACAUGGACCUUGCAGUCAGAGCUAGCCUUAGGGGGUGGAAAUUUCUUUUUAUUGGUGACUUAGAAGUGAAAAAUGAACUUCCAAGCACCUUCAAGGCUUACAGAUAUCAGCAGCACCGUUGGUCUUGCGGUCCAGCUAAUCUCUUCAGGAAGAUGUUCAAAGAAAUCAUCCUUAGCGAGCGCGUAUCUCUAUACAAGAAAUUCCACUUGGUCUAUGCUUUCUUCUUCGUGAGGAAGAUCAUUGCACACUGGGUUACCUUUUUCUUCUACUGCAUUGUCAUGCCAGCCACUAUCAUCAUUCCUGAAGUGCAGCUCACAAAGCCAGUAGCCAUAUAUCUUCCUGCAACAAUAACAAUUCUAAAUGCAAUCUGCACAAGGAGGUCUCUCCACCUUCUUUUGCCGUGGAUAUUAUUUGAGAAUGUGAUGUCUUUGCAUCGGACUAAGGCUGCGAUAAUAGGGCUAUUAGGGGCGAACCGAGUCAACGAAUGGGUUGUAACAGAAAAACUGGGGAACACGGCUAAACAGAGGCAAAAUGGAAGAGCACCAAAAAGGCCAAGAUCCAGGUGUAUAGACAGGAUGAACCCGCUCGAGCUUACAAUGGGAAUGUACAUGCUGCAUUGUGCUUACAUUGACCUGUAUUACGGGAAGGACCAGUUUUACAUAUAUCUAAUACUGCAAGCAGCAGCUUUCUUUACAGUUGGAUUUAGUUUAGUUGGAACAUCUCCCAACUAAACCUCUGCAGGAACAUACAUAGGUUAAGAAAAGCGAACAUCUAAACUUCGGUGGUGAACAUCUAUAGGUGUGAAAGAAAAAUAAGCGUGAAAGUGUGACAUAGGAGUCACACCAGUAAUGCAGGGUUUCCCAUAGUCUGUUUUGGUUGUGCAAUGCAUCGUUGUCCAGUUUCUUUGUGUGUAAGUGUGAUUGCGUGAACGUGUUUAUGUUUUUCUUUCUUUUGAUUAAAUAAAGCUACUUUAGUGUG
This is a messenger RNA of Cuscuta epithymum, 9225 nucleotides long. Lineage: Eukaryota; Viridiplantae; Streptophyta; Magnoliopsida; Solanales; Convolvulaceae. The record is from the annotation of a GenBank genome assembly.